Messenger RNA from Angiostrongylus costaricensis, 2229 nucleotides. The record is from the annotation of a GenBank genome assembly. Lineage: Eukaryota; Metazoa; Nematoda; Chromadorea; Rhabditida; Metastrongylidae.
GUGUCUGUAUGGACGAUGGAACUGCUGAGUAGUUUCAAGUCGAACGUCCAAGUGGGGACUCGUACCUUUGAGACACAGGAACUGCAGAAACUGAUUCCGCAACUUGAAGAAGCAAUUCAGCGUAAAGACCAACAAUUGAGAGCUCAACAAGGAACCGUUGAGAAUCACAUCCGGAGAAUCGCUGAAUUGGAGGCAGAGGUCACAUCACUGCAGCGAGAAUGCGACAAGCUACGUUCCGUACUUGAGCAGAAGGCGCAGUCGGCGGCCAGUCCUGGGGGCGGAAUCGCCCCGGCCUCUCCGCGAUCGGAACAACUUGGAAACGACUUGAAAGAGAAAGCAGUGUUACCAGCCGAUGGUGCGAGUACACGAGCAAAGAAAUUGGCAGUUUCUGCAGAACCAACGAAUUUUGAGAAUCAAGCAACCACUUUGCAACAUUAUAACAAAACUGCUGGUUCCAAACAACUUAUACGCGACGCGGUGCACAAAAAUGAUUUCUUGAAGCAGUUGGCAAAGGAACAAAUCAUAGAAAUAGUUGAAUGUAUGUAUGAGAUGCGCGCACGAGCGGGACAGUGGGUUAUUCAGGAAGGCGAACCAGGAGAUCGACUGUUUGUCGUUGCAGAGGGUGAGCUGCAAGUUUCGCGAGAAGGACAACUUUUGGGAACCCUUCAUCCUGGAAUCGUAAUGGGAGAACUUGCUAUAUUAUAUAACUGUACAAGAACAGCGUCUGUACAAGCAUUAACCGACGUCCAGCUAUGGGUAUUAGAUCGCAGCGUUUUCCAAUUGAUAACACAACGGCUUGGUAUGGAGAGACAUACGCAGUUAAUGAACUUUCUCAGCAAGGUAUCGAUUUUCGAGAACUUGUCCGAAGACCGUAUUUCUAAAAUGGCUGACGUAAUGGAUCAAGAUUACUACGCUGCAGGUCACUACAUUAUUCGUCAAGGAGAGAAGGGUGACGCAUUCUUUGUUAUAAAUAGUGGAACUGUGAAAGUGACGCAGUUGAUAGAGGGUGAAGCAGAGCCGCGUGAGAUCAGAAUUUUGAAUCAGGGUGACUUCUUUGGUGAAAGAGCACUCCUUGGUGAUGAAGUUCGUACGGCGAAUAUUAUUGCUCAGGCACCUGGAGUUGAAGUGUUGACGUUAGACAGGGAAUCCUUCCUUAAGUUAAUUGGUGAUCUCGAAGCACUAAAACGUGACUACGGUGACAAAGAACGAUUGGCCCAAGUAUUAUUAGAGCCCCCUAGCCCAACAAAGGAUAUAAUACGUGAAGAAUUUGCACAUGUUCAAUUAAAAAACAUAAAACGGUUAGCAACUUUGGGCGUCGGAGGCUUUGGACGUGUUGAAUUGGUGUGUAUUAAUGGGGAUAAAUCAAGGACAUUCGCAUUGAAAGCCUUGAAGAAGAAACAUAUAGUGGAUACCCGGCAACAAGAGCAUAUUUUUGCCGAACGAAACAUCAUGAUGGAGACCAACUCAGAGUGGAUCGUAAAAUUAUAUAAGACAUAUCGUGAUACCAAAUACGUUUACAUGCUUCUCGAAGUCUGCUUGGGCGGUGAGUUGUGGACAACGCUGAGGGACCGGGGUCAUUUUGAUGAUUAUACUGCCCGGUUCUAUGUUGCUUGUGUGCUAGAGGGUUUGGAGUACCUACAUCGGAAACAUAUUGUAUAUCGUGAUCUUAAGCCGGAGAAUUGCCUGCUUACCAACACGGGAUAUCUCAAAUUAGUAGACUUUGGUUUUGCCAAAAAGUUAGCGUCAGGUAGAAAAACGUGGACUUUCUGUGGAACACCAGAGUAUGUAUCACCGGAAAUAAUUUUAAACAAAGGUCAUGAUCAGGCUGCAGAUUAUUGGGCUCUGGGCAUUUAUAUAUGUGAGCUUAUGUUGGGUCGUCCGCCUUUUCAAGCUAGUGAUCCUAUGAAAACCUAUACUCUUAUACUAAAAGGAGUUGAUGCCUUGGAGAUUCCAAAUCGCCGGAUUGGCAAAACAGCCACGGCAUUGGUCAAGAAACUGUGUCGCGAUAAUCCUGGAGAACGAUUAGGGUCCGGCUCUGGAGGAGUGAACGAUAUAAGAAAGCAUAGGUGGUUCAUGGGAUUUGAUUGGGAAGGUCUGCGGUCUCGUGUUCUCAAAGCACCGAUUCUUCCUAAGGUGUCUAAUCCGUCUGACGUCACUAACUUCGACAACUACCCUCCUGAUCAGGAUGUGCCACCAGACGAAUUCUCUGGUUGGGAUGAAGGGUUCUAG